AUGGAUUUAUCCUUUAUGGUUCCUAUGACAGCAAGAAUCGUAGGGUCAACGGUCAUGAUAUGUGUGGCAAGGCCAUUCCUGAAGUGUAUGUUUCCAUUAGCAACAGGAUUUGGAUUUAUUUCCAGAUUAUAAAUCAUGCAAAAUCCAAAUUUGAACUGAUCUUUGAUGCCAUACCAGUUGAAAAGCAUGAGGGAUCAGAUUUAUCACUGUUGGCAUUGCUGGUAAUCUUUAUACCAGUGAUUGCAGCUGUUUCCUUCUGUUAUGUUAAGAAGAAAAAACGAAAAAAAGAGAAGAGAAUUGAAGUUCAAGUGUAUGACAGAUUUAGACAGAAACAUCAAAGAAAUAGAACACUGCUAUUGACAAAAAAAGUAAAUAAUGGACAGAAAAACAACCAGAACAAUCAGAACAGUAUCAAAAUCAGGGUUUCUAGACCGUCUGAAGAUUUUGACAAUUCCCACAGGAGGUAUUUUGAUCCUGAAAUGUCUUCCAUUAGAGGAUCAGGAGAAUAUGCAAUGGCACCAGGACAGUUCUGUGUACAUAGAGUGAUUAUGCCCUCUGCAGCUAGUACCGAUGGAUCUGUUUUCCUAAAGGAUACACCAGAAGCACAGAUGAUCUCAAACUGUGGGUCAAGUUUCAGUGGUAACAGUAACUUCCUGUCCAUUCCAACUAAAUUUAGCCACAGGGCUCCUCUUCCCUCUUACUUGAGUCUGAGACCACAAACAUCUGAUAGUAGUACCGAGGGCAGUUUAAAGUCAUUAACCAAGAGGAAAAUGAAAGAGCAGACAAUAAAAGCCAUGUUUCCAAACCACAAGACUGUAGGAAGUUUAGAGAGUAUUGCUGAGCUUCCACCUUAUAAAGAUCCACCUCCAUAUUAUCGAGGUAAAGAUGAUAGUUGUUACGAUGGUAAAAAGCAAUUACCCUCGAUGGUAUCUGAUACAUCAGUAUUUUCAAAUGAUCAUCCAAAGAAACUCGAUAAGAGGCAGAAAAGAAGAAAAACAGAAAACAAGUCUGCAUCUUUCAUCGCAUCAAAUAGUAGUAGAAAAAGGUCAAAGGGAUCUCUGACAUAUAAUGAUGAAAGAAAUGGUUAUCGUACUGCACUUUUCAGUAGAUGUGCAGAGGCACCAGUAGAUUCGUAUCGACCUGGUACAGGACAUCCAACAUUUUUGUCAACAUCAAACUUCCAUAAUAUGAAUAAUUUUGUUUCGUCAACUAAUUUACAAAGGGGAAAAUGGGAAGACAUUCAUUGCUUGAAUGAUAGCGGAUACAAAUUCUCUCAAAAUAGCUGCUGUUCAUUACAAAACUUAACUGAGAUGAAAGAAAUGUGUAAAACCAUGCCCAUCAUUCAUGUUUCAUCGUUUUCAUCAGUCAUCCAGGAGCAUAAUACCUUAUCAUACUCGGCCCAUGCCCUGAACCAUGCGACAACUGAAUUGGGAAGUAGCUCUACCUCCAACAAUGAAAACAUGUCGUUGAUUAACGAGGAAGGAGAUAUAUCAGUAAACAAAGAGUUUGACAAUCCUGCUUUUGUGCUGGAUGAGUCUCCUCUAAAUCAAAACAAACAAUUGCAGUUUCACCAAACAUGUUCUUUGGAUGGAAAUAAAUCUUUUGUUGAUUUAAAUAAUAACACACAGUUCAAUGAUACUAUGGGGGAUAAUAAAUCCUUCAUUGUCAAUGAUUUUUACCCAGGAGAAAAUCAUUUUAUUGUUCUGGACAGAGGAGAAACUAUUGUUUGAGCAGUCAAACUAGGCAUGUGUGCUAUGUUUUGUCCAGGUUAAAGUUGAGGUAGUUUACCAUAUGUUUUGGUUUAGGUAGUUUAACCAAGAAAGUAUUAUCAUGUCAACUUGAAGUUUGAUACACAUGUGAUUAUGAUGUUAAUUUUUUAGCUCACCUGGCCCAAAGGGCCAAGUGAGCUUUUCUCAUCACUUGGCGUCCGUCGUCGUCCGUCGUCGUUACCUUUUACAAAAAUCUUCUCCUCUGAAACUACCGGGCCAAAUUAAACCAAACUUGGCCACAAUCAUCAUUGGGGUAUCUAGUUUAAAAAAUGUGUCCGGUGACCCGGCCAACCAACCAAGAUGGCCGCCAUGGCUAAAAAUAGAACAUAGGGGUAAAAUGUAGAUUAUGGCUUAUAUCUCUGAAACCAAAGCAUUUAGAGCAAAUCUGACAUGGGGGUAAAAUUGUUAAUCAGGUCAAGAUCUAUCUGCCCUGAAAUUUUCAGAUGAAUCGGACAACCCAUUGUUGGGUUGCUGCCCCUGAAUUGGUUAUUUUAAGGAAAUUUUGCCGUUUUUGGUUAUUAUCUUGAAUAUUAUUAUAGAUAGAGAUAAACUGUAAACAGCAAUAAUGUUCAGCAAAGUAAGAUCUACAAAUAAGUCAACAUGACCAAAAUGGUCAGUUGACCCCUUAAGGAGUUAUUGCCCUUUAUAGUCAAUUUUUAACCAUUUUUCGUAAAUUUUUGUAAUCUUUUACAAAAAUCUUCUCCUCUGAAACUACUAAGACAAAUUUAACCAAACUUGUCCACAAUCAUCACUAGGGUAUCUAGUUUAAUAAAUGUGUCCGGUGACCCAGCCAACCAACCAAGAUGGCCGCCAUGGCUAAAAAUAGAACAUAGGGGUAAAAUGUAGAUUUUGGCUUAUAUCUCUGAAACCAAAGCAUUUAGAGCAAAUCUGACAUGGGGUAAAAAUUGUUCAUUAGGUCAAGAUCUAUCUGCCCUGAAAUUUUCAGAUGAAUCGGGACAACCCAUUGUUGGGUUGCUGCCCCUGAAUUGGUAAUUUUAAGAAAAUUUUGCAGCUUUUGGUUAUUAUCUUGAAUAUUAUUAAAGAUAGAGAUAAACUGUAAACAGCAAUAAUGUACAGCAAAGUAAGAUCUACAAAUAAGUCAACAUGACCAAAAUUGUCAAUUGACCUCUUAAGGAGUUAUUGCCCUUUAUAGUCAAUUUUUUACAAUUUUCAUAAAUUUUUGUAAAUUUUUUUCAAAAUAUUUUCCACUGUAACUACUGGGCCAAGUUCAUUACAGAUAGAGAUAAUUGUAAGCAGCAAGAAUGUUCAGUAAAGUAAGAUCUACAAACACAUCACCAUCACCAAAACACAAUUUUGUCAUGAAUCCAUCUGUGUCCUUUGCUAAAUAUGCACAUA
Molecule: messenger RNA, 3125 nt
Organism: Mytilus californianus (California mussel)
Lineage: Eukaryota; Metazoa; Mollusca; Bivalvia; Mytilida; Mytilidae
Exons: 6
Coding region: 60-1730 (556 amino acids)
Source: RefSeq, a predicted model, not a curated record